CUGCGUGACAUUCACCUCUCUCAUAGCUCUGGUGCUUUGUUGAUGAAUAUGCUGCCGGCCACUGCUCAUUCAAAUAACUAGUCGCAGGGCUCUCUCAUCUCUCCCGGCGAGUUGCUACACUCUCUCACCAACGGCGCCUACCUUCACCUUCACCUUCACCUUCACCUUCACCUUCACCUUCGCCUCUCUAUAUGACGCACUCCGAUGGCAUGCGAUAGCAAACAUCCGCCUUUCCGCUCGAGAUGGAAGCCUUCCACUUUGCUACCUCCUCCGACCUGAACGAGCUCACGGUCCAUGUCCGAAUAGAUCGCCUUGAUGGACACCAGAAGCCUGUGCCCUAUUCGGAGCUGUUGAAGAGACCUGAUCUUAGGCACCGAGCCUCGAAUAUCAGCCCGCACUCCGAGCUCUAUGUGACGGCUCAGAUAUGGGCCGACAGCAAGCCCCUCACCGUGCCCGUCCAGACCGCCUACAAGUCCUUCAAGAACGCGCGCAUAUGGAAUGAAUGGCUGUCUCUUCCCGUCACCUACGCGAACCUCCCAGCCUCCGCCCAGCUCUCCAUAACCGUGUGGGACUUGUCGCCGGCCGAGGAUAAAGAUUCCAACCUACAUGCGAUACCCUUUGGAGGCACCACGAUACCUCUAUUCGACAAAGACAACACACUGCAGAAGGGAAGGCAGCGGUGUCGGCUGCACCGCUUCAAGGCAGCGGAUGGCCUAUCCAAUACCACGACGCCGUGGGUAAUACCACCGGCGCGGAAAAGCAGGAAGGAUGCCGUGCAAGAGGAUACAGUGAAUGAGCAGAUAGCAGAGAUGCAGAGGCUAGAGGAGCUCCUGAAGAAACAGGAAAUGGGCGACAUACCCCAGAACCAGUGGCUGGAUGCCCUGGUGUUCAAGAAGAUGAUGAAGAUCCGCAACGAGGCUCUCAAGGCAGAAGCUACCGCUUUGAACCGUCGUAACAGGGUCCAGUCCAACGGCACGAAUGGCGAGACUGCCCAUAACUCAGACGAGGAGCUAUUCUACCUCGACAUCGAGCUACCCCGCUUUGAUCACUCCAUAGUGUUUACGGACGUGGAGUAUCCUCCGCCUCCGGUAUCAGACAUCAAGCUUCCCACAGAAUCCGAUAUACGGUUACGGCCACCACCAGAGGUAUCCUUUGGCCCUGGAAUUGGAAACGGAUACGGAGACGCGGAUGCAGGUCGCCUCAUCCGCAUUUACGACCCAGAAAUCGGCAGAAGGGUCAAUCCAGCAGAAGACAAGCACCGCGAGUUGAUGCGCAGCCAGCAGACCGACUCGCUAGACCGCGAUAGAAAACCGAACGUGCACGUCAGGGAUAAGCUGAACUUGCUUAUGGCCAAAGGCCCACUCGAGGAGAUAACGUCGCACGAGCGCGACGAAAUCUGGAAGUUCCGAUACUACCUCCUCAGGGACAAGCGUGCGCUUACCAAGUUCGUCAAAUGCGUGAAUUGGAAGAAUGAGCGAGAAGCACGGCAAGCAGCGCCUCUCCUUGAGAAGUGGGCCGAAGUUGAUGUCGACGACGCGCUCGAGCUCCUAGGCCCGCAAUUUGACCACCCCGUCGUACGCAGCUAUGCCGUCGAGCGCCUUAAGAAGGCCGACGAUGAAGAACUCCAACUAUAUCUUCUGCAGCUCGUACAAGCCCUGAAAUACGAAGCCGAUGGCGAAGGCGACGACUCCUCGCUCGCACGCUUUCUGGUCACGCGGGCGGCCAACAGCUUCACCUUGGGCAACUUCCUCCACUGGUACCUAAUGGUCGAGAUCAGCGACCUUAGCAGUGACCAAGCGCCUGAGCAUCGCGCUCUCUUCUCAAAGGUCGAAUACGACUUCAUGGUCGAGCUGGAAAAGACUCAUCAAGGAGAAGAGACACGGAAAAUGUUCAAGCGCCAGGGCGAGCUACUCACCGUGCUCGCCAGAAUAUCGAAAGAGGUCCGUUUUGGCGGCGGCGAUCGACCAGCCAAGAUCGCUCGUCUGAAGAAAGCGCUUGGAGAUCCGCGAAACGACCUCGUCAGCUUCGACCCCUUACCCUUGCCACUCGACCCAGCCAUUAUGGUCAAUGGUGUCUAUCCCGACGACUGCACGGUUCUGAAAUCCUCUCUCCUCCCCAUGGUCCUGAACUUCAAGACCACGUUUAACACGAAGUACCCCAUCAUCUUCAAAACGGGCGACGACCUCCGCCAGGACCAGCUCGUCAUCCAAAUCAUCACGCUCAUGGACCAGCUACUGAAGAAAGAAAACCUCGACCUCAAACUUACACCCUACCGCAUCCUCGCUACCUCCACCUCGGCAGGCGCCUUCCAAUUCAUCCCAUCCAUGUCCCUCGCUGCUGCAGUGCAGAAACACAAAGGCAGUCUCCUCGCCUAUCUUCGCGCCAAUAACCCAGACGACACGGCACCCUUGGGCGUCAGGAAAGAAGCAAUGGACACGUACAUCAAGUCCUGCGCCGGCUACUGUGUAAUAACCUACCUCCUCGGCGUCGGUGACCGGCAUCUCGACAACCUCCUCAUCUCACCUUCCGGCGCCUUCUUCCACGUCGACUUCGGCUACAUCCUCGGCAGGGAUCCGAAACCCUACGCCCCGCAGAUGAAACUCUGCCGCGAGAUGAUCGAAGGCAUGGGCGGCGCCGACCACCCUAACUAUCUCUCCUUCAAGCAAUACUCAUUCACCGCCUGGAGCACGCUCAGGAAGAGCGCGAAUCUGUUGCUGAAUCUGUUUGCUCUUAUGAAGGAGGCGAAUAUACCGGAUAUUAAAGUCGAGAGGGAGGGUUCAGUGAGGAAGGUUGAGCAGAGGAUGUGGCUGGGCAAGGGCGAAGCAGAGGCGGGGAGGGAGUUUGAGAAGCUGAUUGAGGAGAGUAUGGGGGAUCGGCUGGCAGGCGUGAUUGACUGGGCCCAUGAUUUUAUGCAGUACUGGAAGAAGUAGGGGAGAUAGAGCUAGUCGUGUCAUACAUUGCGCCAGCAUCCUUGAUUAGUACUGUAGCCACGCAGACUCGUGUCGUGCAUGGAAGUUACGCUCUAUGGUGCAGGGCAUCCGGCGGGUUGGUGACUCAAGGAGGAGAUGGCUUCCGAAAAUGCUGAAAAGUAGAGAACCACAAAGUCUUAAGAUGUGUAGGGAGAGCAAGUCAACAGAAAUGAAAGGUAUCGUAAAUAUGUUAGGAGCUG
Trematosphaeria pertusa is the source of this 3169-nucleotide messenger RNA. Its product is annotated as phosphatidylinositol 3-kinase. The coding region runs from base 243 to 2930 and encodes 895 amino acids. Gene Ontology annotation, biological process: endocytosis; phosphatidylinositol-3-phosphate biosynthetic process; phosphatidylinositol-mediated signaling. The record is from RefSeq and is a predicted model, not a curated record. Gene Ontology annotation, molecular function: 1-phosphatidylinositol-3-kinase activity. The transcript has 3 exons. Gene Ontology annotation, cellular component: endosome; peroxisome; phagophore assembly site. NCBI's taxonomy places the organism in Eukaryota, Fungi, Ascomycota, Dothideomycetes, Pleosporales, Trematosphaeriaceae.